This is a messenger RNA of Aethina tumida (small hive beetle), 1381 nucleotides long. RefSeq names its product heart- and neural crest derivatives-expressed protein 2-like. NCBI's taxonomy places the organism in Eukaryota, Metazoa, Arthropoda, Insecta, Coleoptera, Nitidulidae. The record is from RefSeq and is a predicted model, not a curated record. Gene Ontology annotation, molecular function: protein dimerization activity; DNA-binding transcription factor activity, RNA polymerase II-specific; RNA polymerase II transcription regulatory region sequence-specific DNA binding. The transcript is spliced from 5 exons. Bases 152 to 850 code for a protein of 232 amino acids. Gene Ontology annotation, biological process: regulation of transcription by RNA polymerase II; developmental process.
UCGUGAUUAUCCCGAGGCGAGAAACCCCGGUGCCUCCGUACUGGAGCUGUGCAGUGUGUUUGUGCAUCCCGAUUUUCCAACGUGAAGUCCUGCUUGUGAUUUGUGUUAAUUAAUUCGUUGUUUGUCAAUUUAUUUAAGAUACAGAAGGAGGAUGGCGUAUAACUCCUCGGGUGAUCCUAUGGAUAACUUUCAGUAUCAGUACCAUCAUUCUUACCAUUAUAUAUCCGAUGGAGGCACAAUUGGGGGUGAUGAAUCGAACUUCUGGCCAAACAGCCCGUCAAGAUCAGAUUCACCAUCACCAAACAACAUGCAAAACAUCGGAAACACGUACCAAAUAUUUACACCAGUCGGAUGUUCCACACCGACACACAGAUACACCCCUUACAGAUCAGGAUAUGCUACAAUGUCACCAGAUUCCGAUAUACCUACUCACAUACCCGGUUCAUUUGUAAGGGUUGUUAAGAGGCGAACGACCGCGAACAAGAAAGAACGACGAAGGACGCAGAGCAUCAACAACGCGUACGCGGACUUAAGGGACUGUAUUCCGAACGUACCUGCCGACACCAAAUUAUCAAAGAUAAAGACUUUAAGGCUGGCCACUUCGUACAUAUCAUACUUAACAAGGGCACUGGAAACAGACGACCCAGCGGGCGGUUUCAAGGCGGAAUUGGGCUCGAUUUCCCGAAAAUCGAACUCAAAUCCGGUACAAGUGAACGAUUGCACCCCCGGUCAAGCGUCACCCCGAAGCGACAGUUCGGAAGACCUUACGAACUCGAGGAAGGCUAAGGGACGCACAGGUUGGCCGCAACACGUGUGGGCGCUGGAACUGAAACAAGAACAAAGUCUGUGAAAAUGAAGUGGAAUUUGCCAAGCUGAAGAUAAAUGUAGGUUUUAGAGCUCCUCUUAUCUCUAUUGUUUGCAAUGGCGCCAAGUAAAAGGAAACUGCAACUCCUCAAAAUGUACAAGUACUGUAACAUCUAUUGUAGAGGUUUGUUUCAUCCCAUACAGAUAAAUUCAAAGUAAAUUCCAAAUUGGUGAACGUAGAGUUUCUUGUAUCGGUUUAUUGUGUAUACAUCCAUGCCAUAAAUAAUAUUUUAUGUCCCAAUAAAUACUACUGUCUAUUAAAAUUAAAGUUUGAUGCGUGUACAUUGGAUGUAGAUUUCUUUUUAUCCGGUUUUGUAUCUUUAUUAUGUAGAGGUUUCCUGAAAUUGUGUAUAAUAUAUCUAUUUUAGUCUUGAUUAUACCAGAUGGCCCCUCUUAUGUAUACAUUUACCUACACCUUUAAGACUUUUAUAUAUUAUAAUUAUAGUACUGUAUUUACUUUAUCGGAUUUGUUUAUGUUUUUUACUUUUUAUUUAUAACCAAAGAAAAUUAUAUUGUA